AUGGAGGCGGCGGGAGAGGGGAGGAAGCUCCAUCACCACGCGGGCGGCGGCAGGGCGCAGAUGGAGGCCAGCCCGGAGCGCGGCAGGCCUGCGUACGCGUCGGCGGUGACGGCGAGGUCGGCGCCGGCGAGGCCCAUGAGGCGGGUGCAGAUCAUCUACUACCUCUGCCGCAACGGCCAGCUCGAGCACCCGCACUUCAUGGAGCUCGCGCAGCAUCCCCACCAGCCGCUGCGCCUCAAAGAUGUGAUGGACAAGCUUACGCUGCUGAGGGGCAAAGGCAUGCCUGCUCUCUUCUCGUGGUCUUGCAAGAGGAACUACAAGAACGGCUACGUGUGGAACGACCUCUCGGAGAGCGACGUGAUAUACCCGUCCGACGGCGUGGAGUACGUCCUCAAGGGCUCCGAGAUCUUCCCCGGCUGUUCUUCCGCCGUUGCAGCGGAUCGGUUCCAGCACCUCCGGGUGACGGACAGGUCGCCAACCAAGCCGCCGCUGGCCCUCCCGCACAGCCACAAGCAGUACGUGGACGGCUACCGGGACGACGCCGGCGAGGACCCCGAGGACGACGAGCUUGGGUACCCGUACCACCGGCGUGCCGCGGCGGCUCGGCUGGGCGGGCCGAACAAGCCCGUCUCGGCCCGCACCAACCGUGGCCACCCCGUGGAGCUGCCCGUCGAGGAGACCUCGCCGCCGUCCUCGACGUCGUCCGACAAGCCGCCGCCGGCGCAGCAGGCGAGCCGCUGCGACGAGGCCGAGCCGAACAGGACCGGCUCGAUGCUCCUGCAGCUCAUCGCGUGCGGGGCGGUCACCGCCGGUCCGGCCAAGUGCGGCGGCCGGGCCGAGCCGAGGCGGAGCUGCGGCCUGGUGAGCCGGCUGUCGUCCCGCGCCGGCGCGGAGGAUGACGACGAGGAGGAGGAGGCUGGCGGCGAGCUGAGCCGGCGGUUCGGCCGCAUGAGGGCGGAGGAGAAGGAGUACUUCAGCGGCAGCAUCACCGUGGACAGCGGUGGCCGGGGCACCCCGCUGCCUGCUUCGUCGCUCAAACGCUCCAACUCGUACACCGAGGAGAGGGGCUCGAGGCUUGGCGUGGGGGCGAUCGGCGAGGAGACGGCGGAUGAGAGGAUCGGAGGGGAGGAGGGAAUGAUGAGGGGGAGGUGCAUCCCGGGCAGGAAGAGGCAGCCGCAGCAACAGAAGUAG
Triticum turgidum subsp. durum (durum wheat) is the source of this 1191-nucleotide messenger RNA. The record is from the annotation of a GenBank genome assembly. Lineage: Eukaryota; Viridiplantae; Streptophyta; Magnoliopsida; Poales; Poaceae.